Molecule: messenger RNA, 3628 nt
Organism: Galeopterus variegatus (Sunda flying lemur)
Lineage: Eukaryota; Metazoa; Chordata; Mammalia; Dermoptera; Cynocephalidae
Gene: CARNS1
Product: carnosine synthase 1
Biological process (GO): carnosine biosynthetic process
Molecular function (GO): ATP binding; ATP hydrolysis activity; carnosine synthase activity
Source: RefSeq, a predicted model, not a curated record
AUGUGCCUUGCCCACCCUGCCCAAGACCCACCACUUCUGCCCCCUCAGCUCUCCUUGGAUCCACUGGGUCCCGAAUGGGACUGCCCCCUGGGCUCCAAGGACCUGGACGAAGAGGAGGGCCCAUGGGGAGGGGGCUCCGGCCUGCCGCCCACAGGCUGCUUCCCUGGCUCCUGGCGCCGGGAUGUGGGCCUGGACUGCAAGGCCUCCCCUGAGGGGGCCGAGGCCCGGGCCUGGACCGUCUACUACUACAGCCUCCUGCAGAGCUGUCUGCAGCAAGCUGGCCUUCCGGAGACCCAGGACCGCAGCCAGGUGCCCCGAACAGGUUGCCCUGGGGCAGAGGUGACCUUGUGCAUUCUGGGAUCCCCCAGCACCUUUCUGUCCGUGUUGCUGGAGGGGGGGGUCCAGAGUCCGGGAAACAUGCUCCUUUGCCUGUCCCCUGCGUGGCUGACGAAGGUGCCAGCACCCGGGCAGCCGAGUGAGGCGGCCCUGAUGGUCUCCAAGGCCGUGAGCUUCUACCCAGGCGGCCUGACAUUCCUGGAUGAAUUCUCCCCCCCGCGCCGUGCCACCUACUUCCUGGCGGGCCUGGGGCUGGGGCCUGGCUGGGGCCGAGAGGCAGCAGAGCUUGCCCGUGACCUGACCUGCCCCACAGGAGCUUCGGCUGAGCUGGCCCGGCUGCUGGAGGACCGGCUGCUGACGAGGCGCUUGCUGGCCCAGCAUGGCAGUGUGGCCGUGCCAGCUACCCUGGCUUUUACCUACAAGCCGCCGGGGUUUCUGCAGGGAGGGGAUGCCAGCCCAGGACUGCGGCUGGUGGAGCUGAGUGGCAAAGAGGGCCAGGAAACCCUGGUGAAAGAGGAAAUAGGGGCCUUUCUGUGCUCUGAGGCCCUGGGUGAUGUCGUGCAGGUGGCAGUGAAGCUCAGUGGCUGGCGCUGGCGGGGGCGGCAGGCAUUGCGUCUGCACCCACGGGCAGAGCUGGGCGCAGUGGUGGACACAGUGCUGGCAUUGCUGGAGAAGCUGGAGGAGGAGGAGAGUGUCCUGGUGGAGGCUAUGUGCCCACCUGCCCAGCUGCCCUUCUCAGGUGGUCCUUCACCUGGCCCUGAGCUGGCUGUGCGUAUCUGUGCUGUGGUGUGUCGGAUACAGGGUGACAGGCCCCUGAUGAGCAAGGUGGUUUGCGGCGUGGGCCGCAGGGACCGACCUCUGCGACACCAGAGCUCCCUGCCGAGGACGCUGGAGAUGGCGCUGGCUCAGUGCGGCCUGGGCGAGGCGGCACAGGUGGCGCUCGUGCGGCAGACCAUGCUCCGGCGCUCCGCGCGCUGCCUGAUGGAGGGCAGGCAGCUGCUGCUGGUGGGCGCGGGCAGCGUCAGCAAGAAGUUCGUGUGGCAGGCGGCGCGCGACUACGGGCUCAAGCUGCACCUGGUGGAGUCAGACCCCAACCACUUUGCAUCCCAGCUGGUGCAAACCUUCAUUCACUUUGACACGACGGAGCACCGGAGGGAUGAAGAGAACGCACGGCUGCUGGCAGAGCUGGUGCGAGCACGUGGUCUGCAGCUAGAUGGCUGUUUCUCCUACUGGGACGACUGCCUGGUGCUCACAGCCAUGCUCUGCCAGGAGUUGGGUCUGCCCUGCAGUCCCCCGGCUGCCAUGCGCCUGGCCAAGCAGAAGAGCCGCACCCAACUGCACCUGCUGGGCUGCCAUGGCCCGCCCUGGCCUGCGCCCUCCCUCCAUGCUGUGCCCUGCUGCCCACUGGAGAGUGAAGCUGACGUGGAGAGGGCUGUCCAUCAGGUACCCCUGCCAGGCGUCAUGAAGCUGGAGUUUGGGGCAGGUGCAGUGGGUGUGCGGCUGGUGGAAGAUGCGCCACAGUGCCACGAACACUUUUCCCGGAUUGCCCGUGACUUGCAGGGGGAGGCUGACUACCCAGGCAUUGGGCUGGGCUGGGGCAAUGCCAUGCUGCUGAUGGAAUUUGUAGAAGGCACUGAGCACGAUGUAGACCUGGUGGUGUUCGGUGGGCGGCUGCUGGCUGCCUUUGUCUCUGACAAUGGCCCCACAAGACUGCCUGGCUUCACUGAGACAGCGGCCUGCAUGCCCACUGGGCUGGCACCAGAGCAGGAGGCGCAGAUGGUGCAGGCAGCCUUCCGCUGCUGCCUGGGCUGCGGGCUGCUUGAUGGGGUCUUCAAUGUGGAGCUCAAGCUAACCGGGGCUGGGCCUCGGCUCAUUGAGAUCAACCCCCGCAUGGGUGGCUUCUAUCUACGUGACUGGAUCCUGGAGCUGUAUGGUGUGGACCUGCUACUGGCUGCUGCUAUGGUGGCCUGCGGUCUGCGUCCCGCCCUGCCCACCCACCCACGUGCCCGUGGCCACCUGAUGGGCGUCAUGUGCCUGGUAUCCCAGCACCAGCAGAUGCUGAGUUCUACCACUAACCGGGAGACCCUGCAGGCUCUGCAGGACCAGGGCCUGCUGCGCCUCAAUCUGCUGGAGGAGACCCUGGUGCCUGGCGAAUACGAGGAGCCCUACUGUAGUGUGGCCUGUGCGGGGUCCAGCCCCGCUGAGGCCCGCCUCCGCCUGCUGGGACUCUGCCAGGGUCUGGGCAUUGACGGGCCCAACUACCCUGUUGCCUACUUCCUGUCUCACUUCAAAUAGCACUGGGGCUGGGGGCAGGGACGAAGUGCUGGGGAGAGGAGCUGUAGUGCCCUCUGCUCCCUGGUGCUCCCUGCCCCUCUCUCUAUGGCCCCACCCCAGCCCCGGCCUGGCCCACUCCAAUGCUCAGGUCUAUUUCAGAGUGGUAGGGCCAUUUUGACACCAAAGGCUUCCUGGGCUCAAGCGCCACAAAAGCAAUUAUCUGGGGGCUGCCGGGCCCUCUUGCUCUCCCAAAGGCCCCAGCCCACCCCACGGCUGCCCCAGGACUCUAGUCUUGGAGAAGUGACAACAGCUGCACACACAUACUGCUGCCCCCAUCCCCCCCACCCCAGCUGGAAGUGAAUUCAAACCCAGCCCCUCUCCCCACCCCUCCAGGUCUGUCUCUCUUUCUGCCACCUAUAGGAGAAGAGAACUGGGGAAGGGGGGUUCUUGUCUUGGAUGAAUCCCAGGAAAACCUGAGACUACAGCCUUUGUCUUCCUCUUACCCAAAUCCCAGGAUAGUUCUAGAGCCUGCUGAAAACCUUGGCAGUGCCCUGCCGCUUCUCCGGCAGUACAAGGAAGUGAUCUGUGGUCAGCAGUGUCAUCUCUCACACCUCCAGGCAGACACUAUUGCCCCCAUUCUACAGGUGAGGGAAUAGGUUCAGAGAGGAAAAAUUACUGCCCCAAGGUCAUACCACAGUGGAUGGAGGGUUGUGGGACAUGAUGCAAGGUCCAGGUUUUCACUUUUAUUAAGUCUUACAUGUGCACUCAGCUUCUAAGCCCCCCUCACCUCCCUGCCCUCAUCCAUAAGUGGCCCUGAACAUCUCCCUCCUGUGCACCAUGCACGUUUUCCACCAAACUUCAGUGCUUUGGCCCCUGUCACACCUAACUAGCAUUGGCCGAUGAGAGUCUACACUACCUAAUUCAAGGAAGGCUGCUUUAGGAACUCCUGCCUCUGCACAGUACAGGGGCUGUGGACAGCAACCAAGCAUCCCUCCCCAAAUAAAGGCUUACAGACUAG